This is a messenger RNA of Rhea pennata, 911 nucleotides long. It is a transcript of the gene CRYBA1, whose product is annotated as crystallin beta A1. Bases 89 to 736 code for a protein of 215 amino acids. The transcript is spliced from 6 exons. Gene Ontology annotation, biological process: lens development in camera-type eye; visual perception. Gene Ontology annotation, molecular function: structural constituent of eye lens. NCBI's taxonomy places the organism in Eukaryota, Metazoa, Chordata, Aves, Rheiformes, Rheidae. The record is from RefSeq and is a predicted model, not a curated record.
UUGUGCUGACGGCUCCGCAAACGCCGGCGCGGGGGCCCGGCCCGCGCGGCGCUAUAAAAGCAGAGCCGCUGAAGUCGGCAAACAUUACAUGGACGAAGCAGCAGUACAGCCUGAGCUAGACACCUUCCCAGCAGCAAAGAUGGCUCAGACAAACCCUCUGCCUGUCCCCAUGGGCCCCUGGAAGAUCACCGUGUAUGACCAAGAAAACUUCCAGGGCAAGAGGAUGGAGUUCACUUCAGCCUGUCCAAACAUCAUGGAGUGCAGCUUCGACAACAUCCGCUCCCUGAAGGUGGAAAGUGGCGCCUGGGUUGGUUACGAGCACACCGGCUUCUGCGGGCAGCAGUUCACUCUGGAGAGGGGCGAGUACCCCCGCUGGGAUGCCUGGAGCGGCAGCAACGCCUACCACAUUGAGCGCCUGAUGUCCUUCCGCCCCAUCUGCUCUGCUAAUCAUAAGGAAUCCAAGAUCACUGUCUUUGAGAAAGACAACUUCAUCGGCCGCCAGUGGGAGCUAAGUGAUGACUACCCCUCGCUGCAGGCCAUGGGCUGGGCCAAUAACGAAGUGGGCUCCAUGAAGAUCCAGUGUGGCGCCUGGGUUUGCUACCAGUAUCCUGGGUACCGUGGUUACCAGUAUGUCCUGGAGGCUGACCACCACGGAGGAGAUUACAAGCACUGGAGAGAGUGGGGUUCACACGCCCAGACAUGCCAGAUCCAAUCCAUCAGGCGCAUCCAGCAGUAGCUGCCCAAGCGCCUGGCUCCCCACUUUCGAGUACAUCUUUGCAAGGUUUCUAAAGCUCACCGGCUCCCUUUUGGUGCUAAUACUCCCCUCCUGAAAUAACAACCCCUUUCUUGUACUGCAACUGCUUAUGGAACAACACUCCUAAAUGGUACCAACUGCCACAAUUGCCAAUAAA